This is a messenger RNA of Salvia splendens (bonfire salvia), 1213 nucleotides long. RefSeq lists its product as uncharacterized. NCBI's taxonomy places the organism in Eukaryota, Viridiplantae, Streptophyta, Magnoliopsida, Lamiales, Lamiaceae. The record is from RefSeq and is a predicted model, not a curated record. The coding region runs from base 146 to 667 and encodes 173 amino acids. The transcript is spliced from 10 exons.
CUCAAGGAACACUGGAGAGAGCAACGGCUUGUCUAAAGCUCCUAUCUCGAGGGAGUUGGGAAGCCUUGAUGUCGAUGCUAAUGGAAAGGAAGAGAGGAAGAGGAAUGACAUUUGGCAGCUGUUUGAAGAGGCUCAACAGAAUAUCAUGUACUUGAACAAACAGCGUCUCCUGGCCAUGGAAGAGCUCGGGAGGGUAAAGAACGAAAGGAACUCAUUGCUUCAGAGGAUAGAGCAAUUGGAGAUGCAAAAUCAGGCAACUGCUAGAAAAGAUAAACUUACGAUCAGCUCAGAGUUGCUUCUCAGAAUAGAUGCUUUAGUCCUUAAUGGAGUGAUUGGCAGUACAGAGGCAUCUGAUUUAAGAAGACUAGUGAUUGACUCAAGGGUUGGUUUGGCUGAUGAUAUACAUGACAUUAUUCUCAUGAAUGAUGCUGAAUUUCUGGCUGAGCUGCGUCGUUUUUCUAAGACGAUCAAAGGUGGGGCUGACCUCUCACUGUAUUCUCUAGACGUGACGACAUUACACUGUUACAACAGAAGCAUCGCAAUUUACAGUACACCGUUGAUAUUUCAUAGUUCUAAAACCCAAUGGAAUUAUAUACUAUACCUGUGUGAUAAAAAUGUGAGGUUCAUUGAUGAAUAUGAUGAAGAACUGUCACAUUUGAUCAUUUGAUAAAAAUGCUUUGUCCAUCUCUUGACGAUCAUCUGCUUCAAGUGCUCCUGAAGGCCAUAAAAUAUGAAAUGGCUCCUAUACCUGUAAACGUCACCGACAGCAGAUUCAGGGACUUUGGAAAUGAUAGUAGCGAAAGAAGUAGAUUCUCACAGUAUAUCAACUCUACAUUUGGGAAUAUGUCUCUUGGCCAAGCAUUAGAUGAAAUUAAGAACGAUCCAUUAGAGUGGAAUAGAAGGAUAAUAGAUGGGAUGGUGAAGGAUUUUUCGUGGGAAUCGGAAUGCGCGGAGGUGCAUAUUUCUGCAUACGAAGUAGUGAAGCAGUUAUAACAGACGGUAGAGGCAGCAAAACAGUUUUUAGAGCUGUAGAUAUCAAGGAGGGAAAAAACAGAGGAUCUUCAGAUGAUUUGUUCUCUCAUUAGAUCCAUCUCCUCUGGUCUGUGUUGCCCAGUUUUCCACUUCAAUAGAACUCAAGCGCUCUGCAUUUUCUAGAGACAAAAAAUGCUAAAGCAAGAUUUUGCUUUUCUCAAUAAACAAGAACUUGUCUGAA